AUGGUGGAAGGAGAUGACGAAUAUGAGCUGGAUAGAGAAGAGCCGUGCUCUCCUUCACUCCACGAAUGGAAAGUUAUUUUGAUGAAAGCUGAAUUUGCCGACGAUCUCUGUGAGCACAUUUCUAUGAUGAAACCAUACAAACGGUGUGAACGAACUGGGCGGGUUGUUCCGACAAAAUCUUUACAAGACCUGAUUCAGGGAUUCUUCUUGUUUCUUGAUUGCGGAGCAAAGAUUGUUGUAAAAGUUAUGAAGAACUUGACUCGAGAUGUUUUCGCCUCUUGCGACCUUCUUUUUGAGAUUUGUAGUGUUUUACCAGAUCAGCUUCUGAAACUUCGACAUGAUGCUGUUUCAACGUGGUUCAAUGUUUUCCACUUCCUAAAAUUCGUUCCUGAUCCACAAAGCUUCAUUAAACCACGGAUCUUCAAAGUCGCUUGUAGACCAUCCACUAAAACUGCACAGGAAGAAAAGAAUGAUCCGAAUAUUUCAAGAGUCAUGGAUUGGUUUAAUGAGGUGUCAACGAAGGUCUUGCCUGUUAUGAUACCUUACAUUUCCGAGAAUAUCUUAGAUAAACUGAAUGAACCACAUAAAACGGCCGAUUUCUUUUUCAGAGCGUUCGACAAGGGGGAUAAAUUUGCGAUCCUAUCUUUGGAGGCCAUAUUCAAAUUGAUCGUCUCGCAUAACUUUGAAUAUCCCAAUUUCUACGACCAUGUCUAUUCCUUGACAAGGCCUUCAGUGUUAUAUUUGGACCAUAAAGAGAAGUUUAUUAAACUUCUGGACAAAUUUCUGUCAUCCACACACAUUCCCAACUACGUUGUUGCUGGCUUUGCAAAGCGCUUAUCACGUAUGCUGCUUUACGCUCCGUUGGAUGCUCAAGAACCCGUGCUUGGUCUUAUACGUAAUCUCCUCACUCGCCAUCCCAAUAUUUCAUCGCUAAUUCAUAGAGAGGUUCCAGAGACAUUACCUUCCGAUCCUUACAAUGACAAUGAAUCAAGCCUGAGCAAGUGCUGUGCGCUCAACAGCUCUCUUUGGGAGAUUAAGAUGGAGUCUUUUGUUCGCUUCCGUUCUCAAGACGAGCUGUUUUCCGGUAUGAUGGCAAAGCCUUUUGGCAAUAGAGUAGAUAGCAUGGAAGAAAAGUAUAAUCAAGCUCAGGAUGGGUCAGAGGAUGAGGACGUUGCACCCAGUAAGAGAAAUAAGACCAUUAAGACAUCAUCCAGUUCUUUUGAACCACCUGAUAAACCACAUAAUUCGGCAUACGUACUAUUGGAGAUUAGCGAGCGUAAGCGCAAGGACCAUGGCAUUCCCACUAAUUUCUUGGCACCACCAGGAAAUUUGUUUCCAGAAAACUCGUUCUAUUUAACGUAUGAAAAAUUUUGGGCUGUGUAA
This is a messenger RNA of Angiostrongylus costaricensis, 1383 nucleotides long. Lineage: Eukaryota; Metazoa; Nematoda; Chromadorea; Rhabditida; Metastrongylidae. The record is from the annotation of a GenBank genome assembly.